Messenger RNA from Ylistrum balloti, 2796 nucleotides. RefSeq names its product hillarin-like. The transcript is spliced from 8 exons. The coding region runs from base 1 to 2796 and encodes 931 amino acids. The record is from RefSeq and is a predicted model, not a curated record. Lineage: Eukaryota; Metazoa; Mollusca; Bivalvia; Pectinida; Pectinidae.
AUGUCGGGAGAAGAUUCAGACGUUCCGGUCCGGAUUGAUGUCCGGGAAGGGAAACGAAACGAUGGAACUUACUCGUAUUCAUUUACGUAUGAAAGGGCGACAUUGUACGAGUUUAAAUUUGACCGAGCUGCCUACCCCGCGGCAGUAGACCCCUGUCACAGGUGUUACAGAACCAUCCCCAUCCACGAACAGGUCAAUGUCGGGGUACUAUUCCACAGACAGUGCUUCCGAUGUCGUGUUUGUGGAAUUCCUCUCACAAUGCAGACGUUCUACAGGAAUGACGCCAAUGGAACUAAUGAUAAGGAGGUGUAUUGUAAAACCCACGUGGGGAAGGGCAUCCGUCAGAUCCAGGCGGAGGGGCAACCCAUCGACGUUGCACACGCCCUACCCCCCGGGGGAACUCAACACGUCAUACAGCUUACAGGAAAGUCAGCGAAACAACCGGGUCUUCCAUCGUCUCGAAGCGGAUCUGACAGUCCCAGGCCCCGACCUAGUCCCCGUAACAGUCCCCGGAAUAGUCCCCGGUCCAGUCCUCGUCCGGGGACUCCAAAGAUGGCCACCAGUCCGGCAGAUUCUAGUCUAGUCAGUGUGACCCCCCGGAGUAUGAACGGUACAUGGAUGUCCGGGACCAUGCACAAUACUAGCCUCGAUUACAGUAACAUGUCGGGCAGUCGGUACCAACGCCCCCGACCACCUCUACAAAGCUUCCAGGAUUUCAGUGACACCGGAGUAUUCUCAGCCCAAGCUACACUGGAACAGCGACACCGUGAGGAAGAGGAUCGGCUACAACGCUUCCUGUUGGAGGAACGCGAGAAGGAGACGCGCCGUCUGGACGAGAGCAUUGGUCAGGAGAAGGAAGUAGCUGCUAUGGAACUGUUGACGGCCUUCGACCAAAUGCGCCUUCAGGGUCAGUCCCCGAACUUAAUGGCGGAACGAGAGAGGAUAGAGGAGCAUUUUAACAAAUCACGGGAGGAUCAGCUCAAGGCAAUGAUAGACAAGAUUGCCACGGAGGAGAAAACCAGGUCAGCCAAGAUGUUAGAGCGACACGGAAUGGAAAUGAUGCAGCUCAUUGCGGAGAAGGAUCGAGUGGUUGACCGAAGUGCCCUCUUUGAUCACACAAUGAGACCAGCAGUUAUUCCACCUGAAAGCAAGAAAGCACAACUGUAUUCUAGCCCAGCACAGUUCGAAAUCAUUGACAAAAGGGCAAUAGAGAUUGCAAAAACGGAAUACGGAAGUUUCACAGAGCUAGUUAGAGACCUUACAAGGGACUGUGCAAACGAACUCCAGAAAGCCAGGGCCUUGUUCCGAUGGGUUAUAGCUAAAGACCUUGGCAAACACAACGUUCACGAAAUCAUCCGUCCAAACGCCAGGGCCUCCAUACUGAAGGGCGUUCGCAGCGGAAAAGAAACUUAUCACCAAUUGUUCAAGAAACUCUGCAACUUUGCUGGACUCCACUGUGAAAUCAUACUCGGUUUCUCGAAGGGUGCCGGCUACAAGCCAGGCAUGCGCAUUGAAGGCACAACAUUUCGGAACUCUUGGACAGCGGUUGCCAUUGAUGGAAACUGGAGAAUAGUGAACUGCACGUGGGCGGCGCGUCAUGUGACAGGCCACAAGGACGACCUACCACAGAUGUUUCACAAGUAUGAUGAGUUCUAUUUCCUAACGGACCCCGAGGACUAUAUCUACCAACACUACCCAGACGACUCAGCCUGGCAGCUGAUGGACAUUCCUCUGCCAUUCUCUGAAUUUCAAAACCUGCCUGUUGUGAAGUCGCCGUUCUUUAAUUAUGGAUUAAAGUUCUAUUCAAACUAUGGUGCUUCAUUGAAUACAGAUACUGGCAUGGUUGAGAUUCGAGUGAUAACGCCAAAAAUCUUGGGAUUCGGCUCCUUGCUGGAGCCUUACGACAAAUCUGGUGAUAGUUCAAAAUCGAUCGAAGGCCGGACUUUACUUCGACUAGUUAAGAACGAAGCCAUUUUUACCAUCAACUUGCCCAAAACAGGAGUGUACCAGUUCUCUGUGUACACUGGAGACUAUUGGCAGUCGGAAUGUCUGGAGAGCGCAUGCUCUUUCUUAGUGAACUGCAAGCAAAUUUUAGGCGUGGCUUCGCCACCCUAUCCCCCAGUCCCGUUUUAUGGUCCGACUCCCGUGAUGGAAAGGUUGGGGAUGAAAGAGGAAAACCAACUUGAUCCAUUGAUUGUCUCCAAUGGAGAGAACCUUGAGAUCAGUUUUACCUUGUGUGAAAAAAUUAAACUCACACACACAUUUCAAUAUUUUGACGUCAGUGACAAUUCUGUGUCAGACAUUGACCGCUACGUGUUCCUAAGGUCAAGGACGGACUCCUUAGCCAAUUAUAUGGUGCGAUGUCCUAAGGAAGGAUUCUAUAUUUUCUCGCUCUAUGCCGCCGACGGUGAAAACGAGGCUCAAACUCUUGACUGUGCUUAUCGUUACUUAGUUAUCUGCCAAGAACCCAAUCCUGCCGUAAACUUAUUCCCCAAGACUUUCCAUCGCUGGCAGCGUUGCACCUUGCACGAGCCCGUAUCAGGUGAUUUGAUGACGCACAAGCGAUAUACGUUCCGAGUGGACGUACCAAAGGCGGUAGAGGUUUUCCUAGUAAUCGGAGAAAUCUGGCAUCACUUGAAACGGAAACUGGCAUACACAUUCGAGGGGAACAUUAACACCGGAAGUACACCGUGCACGGCGAAAAUAUACGCCCGAUUUUCGAAUGACCGUGAGUCGUCGUUAUUUGCUCACCUUCUUGACUACGAACUGGUAGACGACGCGGAAACCGAGAUAUAA